Messenger RNA from Pteropus alecto (black flying fox), 3345 nucleotides. RefSeq names its product zinc finger protein 18 (gene ZNF18). Lineage: Eukaryota; Metazoa; Chordata; Mammalia; Chiroptera; Pteropodidae. The record is from RefSeq and is a predicted model, not a curated record. Gene Ontology annotation, molecular function: RNA polymerase II cis-regulatory region sequence-specific DNA binding; DNA-binding transcription factor activity, RNA polymerase II-specific. The coding region runs from base 1185 to 2831 and encodes 548 amino acids. The transcript has 7 exons. Gene Ontology annotation, biological process: regulation of transcription by RNA polymerase II.
GGCGGACCCGGCCGAAACCUCCUGGGGUCCAGCCUGGCGCUGCCCACCUCCGCGCUAGAUUCGGCCGGGCCCCGGGGAGCGGCUCCAGGGUCGGUGGACGCGCGCCGUGCUCCUGGGAGCGCGCACGGGGACGCGACGAGUGCGGGGGAAGGGCGGAGGGGAUGUGAAUAAACUCUGGGGUCGUGGAGACGCCUGUACCCCACCUAGCUCUUCUUCCUGGAGCCUGUGGGCCCCAAGACUCUCCAGCCACAUGUCUGGACUGGGACUGAAAACAGGCCCCUGCCUCUUGUCUUCCCUCAAAGGCUGGCAAUGAGCCUUCGGAAGAGAGAACCCUGUUGGACUGAUGCCGGGACUCUCUCCCACCGGGGUGCUGUGGGAGUCGGGGCGGAGAAUGGAGAAUAUAUUGGUGGGCCACACUGCUCAAUGCCUUGCAGGGCUUGAGCAUCCCUGGCCUCCGGGGGUGUAAAUGUCAGUAGCUUCCCAGAGCCGUUUGUGACAACCCAUAAACCCGUCCCCGCAAAUUUCCAAAUGUUGGCUGCUCUCCUUUCCAAAAUUCAGGCGUUAGAGCGUCCUAUGUUUGAAUUUGGCUGCCACUGCGAGCCUCAGAGAUUCCUGAUCUAUAUGUAAACUUUAAUACUUGUCUUGCAGGGUAAUAGUGAGGAUUAAAAAUGACACGAACAGAGGCUAAUAUGUACCUGAUACAUAGUGUUAAAGAGAACAUUACUCAGACACUUGUUAACGAUGUCUGCAGACACAUGUAUGCAGAUAUAGAAGUAUUUUGCAGAAGAACUGUUUAUCUGGAAACCCAUAGUGAAAAUACUUCAUGUGGUGCAUUUCAUUCUUCUACUUUGGACAUUUGAAGAACAAGAGGGAAUGUUGUAAAAUGGUCAGGGUAAUCGUGCUGGUUUAGAUAUGGUACUAGUGGUUUGCUUUAUGACUUUAAGUUUAGAGUCUUCAAAAUAGUAUAUUCAUUGAUUUGGAAGGAACUGCAGUUGACUCCGAGGCCUCUCAGGUAGGGCUUAUGAAUUUGUCCUUUCUGAAAAUGUGUCUCUUUCCUCUGUAUAGCACUUUAUCUCACUCCCUCUCUUGUGUCCCUGUGAGAGGCUCUGUGAAGACCUGAUUCUCCCCAGAGACAAUUUCAUCCCAUAAGCACUUCACCUAAAAGGACUUGGACAGGUCACACAAUGCCCUUUGAACGGGAGCAGGCCCUAGUCCUGCUGCCACCAUCAGCAAAGGCCGAGGACUCCCUAUUUUCUGGACCAGAUGCUGCCACACAAGAGGAACCCUCCAGCCCUGAGAUUGCACGCCAGCUUUUCAGGCAGUUUCGUUACCAGGUGAUGUCUGGGCCCUGGGAGACCCUGAGACAACUUCGGAAGCUCUGUUUCCAGUGGCUGCAGCCAGAGGUUCACACUAAGGAGCAGAUCCUAGAGAUCCUGAUGUUGGAACAGUUCCUGACCAUCCUGCCUGGGGAGAUUCAAAUGUGGGUGCGGAAACAGUGUCCAGGCAGCGGAGAGGAGGCAGUGACCCUUGUGGAGAGCUUGAAGGGAGACCCCCAGAAACUGUGGCAGUGGAUCAGCAUCCAAGUUCUGGGACAGGACAUCUUAUCCGAGAAGGUGGAAUCUGCAAGCUGCCAAGUGGGGGAAGUGGAGUCCCAUCUUGAAGUGAUGCCUCAGGAGCCGGGACUUCAUAAUUCACCUUCUGUUCCAGAGGAGCCACUGAGCCACAUCGUGAAAGAAGAAUCUGACACAGAACAAGAAUUAGCAUUGGCUGCUUCUCACCUUCCUGCUCAAUCUGAGGAAAGGCUCAUCAGAGAACAGGACUUUGGAGCCUCACUUCUCCAAACGGCACCUCAGGAGCAAUGGAGGAACCUGGAUUCCACUCAAAAGGAGCAAUACUGGGAUUUCAUGCUGGAGACCUAUGGGAAAAUGGUCUCAGGAGGCAUUUCCAGUUCCAAGCCUGACCUAACUAAUUCAGCAGACUAUGGGGAAGAGCUGACAGAACUGCACCUUCAUGUCAGUGAGAAGAUCCCAAUACCCACCUGCAUAGGCGAUAGACAGGAGAAUGACAAAGAGAACCUAAACUUGGAAAAUUAUAGGGGCCAGGGACCUUCAGAUGCUUCCUGUCAUGCCUCAGAAGAGACACCUUCUCAGGCUUCCUUGAGUGGCCUCUUCAGUGAGGAUGGGCCGAAACACUUUGGAGAAGGCGAGGAUCCUCCUGAAGGUCAGGAAAACCUUCAGGAUGAGGGGAUAGGGGGACAACUCUCUCAAGAAAGGAAUUCUGGGAAGCAGCUAGGUCAUCAUUUGCCUAAUCCUUAUCCAGGAGAACUGUCUAUGCUGUGGCUUGAGGAGAAGAGAGAGGCCUCCCCGAAAGGGCAGCCAAGAGCCCCCAUGGCCCAGAAACUCCCCACCUGCAGGGAGUGUGGGAAAACCUUUUACAGGAAUUCUCAGCUUGUUUUUCAUCAAAGAACUCAUACCGGAGAGGCAUACUUUCAGUGCCCCACCUGCAAAAAAGCCUUUCUACGGAGUUCAGACUUUGUGAAACAUCAGAGAAUUCAUACAGGAGAGAAGCCCUGUAAAUGUGAUUACUGUGGGAAAGGCUUUAGUGACUUCUCAGGAUUGCGCCACCAUGAGAAAAUCCACACAGGAGAGAAACCCUAUAAAUGUCCCAUCUGUGAAAAGAGUUUUAUUCAAAGAUCAAAUUUUAAUAGACAUCAGAGGGUUCACACAGGAGAGAAACCUUAUAAAUGUUCCUGCUGCGGGAAAAGUUUCAGCUGGAGCUCGAGCCUUGAUAAACAUCAAAGAUCCCAUUUAGGAAAGAAGCCCUUUCAAUAGCCAUGUCCUCUUUGCCUAUUUUUAUCUCCUGGCCCAUUUAAAAACACUUAGCUCUAUCAAGAGAAAUUGCAUCUUUUAGAGGAUAUCCCUAUUUUGGGGGGUAGCGGAACGGAUUAGAGAGGACAGUACUUGAACAUGGUUUUGGACUUGGAAGAUAUAUGGGCCUGUGGACUGGAUUUUAUGCUGGUUUAAUAUCUUGCUUCUGCAUCAGUAGAAAGAAUUGUCUUCGUCUUUCACCUCAUCUCUUUUGGGAAGAGAUGGGAAAAACUAUGACUUGGAGAUCCUGUUUUAGAAGUGCUACCUGGGAAGAGUUUAACUGGAUUAGCCAUAAUUGCAGUUUAUGGGAAGAACUUUGGAUCAGCCCUUUAGAACUGGGGUUCUAGAGCAGGGCUUCCAUUACAAAAGGAGGAGCGUAGAGGGCCAGUGAGCUCAUGCGUGUUCUUUGUCAUACAGGUACAAAAUUAAUGUCAAGUGUCCCCUGUUUUAAAUAAACUUAGAGCUUGUGUCUGAAGUA